Messenger RNA from Tribolium madens (black flour beetle), 2320 nucleotides. Its product is annotated as nephrocan. NCBI's taxonomy places the organism in Eukaryota, Metazoa, Arthropoda, Insecta, Coleoptera, Tenebrionidae. Gene Ontology annotation, molecular function: protein binding. Gene Ontology annotation, cellular component: extracellular matrix. The record is from RefSeq and is a predicted model, not a curated record. Bases 124 to 2145 code for a protein of 673 amino acids. The transcript is spliced from 3 exons.
UUCAGAUAUGACGAUACAACCAACCUUCAUCCACCUGUACAGUAGACAUACCACAAUGGUGUAGUGUUAUAUUAUUUUAUAACAAAAAUAAUGUAUAUAAAUGAUUAAUAGAAACGCUCAGUUAUGACGCUGAAGGGUGCAGUGUUUUACAUUAUAUUUUUCACAUCGGUAACCGGUAAUUUCUACUCAUGUCCAAAGUUAUGCAUAUGUCCACCGGACUUCACGGACUGCAAAUAUAAUAAUUUUUCGACUUUACCUUUCGGACUUGAUAAAAAUGUGACCAUUCUGGACUUGUCCUACAAUGCGUUUCAAGUAUUUCCUGACGACUUAAAUGACUUUCCAAGUUUGGAGUACUUAAACCUUUCGUUUAAUAAAAUUGAUCGACUGGAAAAUGGUGCUUUUCGAAGAUUAAGAAAACUAGAACGAUUAGACUUGAGUCAUAAUAUGAUCAAACAAUGGACCGAUAUUGGACCAUACACAUUUUCAUCAACUCAAAAUUUACUCUUUUUGGAUUUGUCAUAUAACACUCUUCGGAUGCAACCCCGGGAAGAGAAUCCGUUACAAAUCCAGUCGUUAGAAAUCUUACGUUUAAAAAAUUGUUCAAUAGGACUAUUAAAUAACAAGCUUCUAGAUGGAUUACCAAAACUCAAAGAACUACACCUGUCAGAAAACCCGAUCAGAUGGUUGCUUUCGAGUUUGUCGUCAACAAGUUUGAAAUUUUUGGAUUUAAGUCGAUGUAAUUUAAAAGAAGUCAGUCCGAAAGUUUUCGUAAACUUAACUUCGUUGCAAACUCUCUACAUGCAACAAAAUAUUAAUUUGAAGAGUUUUUAUUGUGACUCUCGCAGUUUGCGCUAUUUAGAUAUUUCAAACUGUAAUCUUGAAUCAAUCCCACGUGGUUACCUCCCAAAUCUUAACGCGGCUAAUUUUCACGGUAAUCAUUUUCGAAUAAUUCUAAAAAUGAGCUUUGUCAAUUAUACUAAUCUUGUGAUGUUGGAUUUAUCAUAUAAUGCUCUCCAUGUUAUCGAAAAAGAAGCCUUUGUUGGACUUGAGAAAAUCGAGCGGUUGGAUUUAUCCCAAAACACUCUAUCUUACCUAAGCCCCGAAGUGUUUUAUUCUAAUACAAAUUUACAAUUCUUGAAUUUAUCCCGGAAUUACUUAAACACAGUACCAAAUCUUAGUAGUGACUUUUUGGAGAUAUUGGAUCUGAGUUUCUGUGAAAUAGCUUCUGUUGAUCAAGAUUGUUUGAUUAAUAUGCCACGAUUGAAAAUUCUAAAUUUAUCAAAGAAUAUUAUUUCGCUUCUUCCGGACAAUUUUCGUGGUGACAAUUUAAAGGUUUUGGAUGUAAGUCUUUGUAGGAUUAAAAGUGUUAAUAACAAGACAUUUGCGUUAAUGUCAUCUCUGCGUUCUAUUAAUUUAGCUGGGAAUCGUUUGACGUCUGCAAGCCCCGAGAGUUUCGCUCAAGUUGUUUCUUUGAACAUUUCUGACAAUCCCUGGCGAUGUGAUUGUUCAAAACUGAAGAAUUUGUACGACUGGUUGUCUAAAACAGGCAAGAAACUUGACAACUUGUAUUGUCAAUCCCCCGAGGCUCUUGAAGGCUACUCAUGGGUGUCAGCAUGUCAGAAAGACUGGCAGCCCACUACAGCCCGCAGCGACUCCGUUUGGUGGUACACAACCGGCUUGAUAAUAACCGUUUUCGUCAUUUUAUUUGUCAUUCUCACCAUGAGGAGAAUGUACUUAUUAAAAGAGAAACGUCUUCGUGAAGCAAACGAAGCGAGAAGAAACGAAGAACGAGAAGCUUUGCGUCGCAUGCAUCGCAUGCAAGCMGAYGCUCGAGAAGAAGCAAGUAGAAAUGCACCAGACCCUCGGGAAUUACAAAGACCACCGUCAUACAACGAGGCUUUGCUCUUACCAAGACUCGACUCGUCGCAUCCGAGUCUAUCGGCUAGUUUACACAGCAUUGCUUCCAAACAUAGCAUUAACGGCAGUCUAACAGACGUGGCGAAAAAAAGUGGACCUAGGCGAAAGCGGAGAAGAAGGAAAUCGGAUUCUUCUGAAGGUCAACGUGCGUCUCGGGUCGCCGUCGUUGACUCGGACACCUCAGAACACGAACCAGAACCUCGCACAACGUUAGAAAGUGAUUUUUAAACCAAACCUUCGAAUUGGUUUGAUAAUUUCGGUUGACAUGCCAUGGACUAGUCGAAAUAACUGCAUAGAAGACGAUUUUGACAAGUGAUACUCCCAACAGAAACGGCUUAGUACCACUAACAGUAUUUUGAUAAUAUUAUUUGUGUUACUUAAUAAUAAAUGUAACUCUAGACUA